Molecule: messenger RNA, 4621 nt
Organism: Cottoperca gobio
Lineage: Eukaryota; Metazoa; Chordata; Actinopteri; Perciformes; Bovichtidae
Product: lactose-binding lectin l-2-like
Exons: 1
Coding region: 4098-4604 (168 amino acids)
Source: RefSeq, a predicted model, not a curated record
CAUUGUAUAUAAUAUGGACCUAUCCAUUUUUCAGUGCCAAAUAUCACAUUGAGUCCUGCAGCAUAGAUGUAUUGUAGAUCUCCUGGUUUGUUUAGAAAAUCUUUUUCACCACAGAAUUAGAUUCGUCUGGUCUGUGAUCAUGUAAAACAGAUUAUGCUCCUCGCAGAGAUGCCGUCUUGACAUUUUGAUGACUGAUUUCAGGGUGUGUGUGUGUGUGUGAUGGUAUCCCACACUGGAAACACCCCACGCCCCAUCAUAGAGAUAUCUUUCCUUUUUUUUUUAAAUCCAUGAGUUAAAUUAUGUCCACAGAGAUGCCAAGCACAUGAGGAGAUUUUAACUGACUGAAAAUAUCACUUCAUUCACAAGUCUUGUGUAAACUGUGAACACCAACACGGGGUGUGGACAGAAUAAUGGAAGCACAAGCGUGUUUACAAGAAUGUCGGGUUGGAAAUGUACAGCGCUGGUUCUCACAUUAAUGACCAUCGUCACUCAGACAUUGGUUCUCAUUAUUUUUGGAAAAAUGAUCAUUUCUGACACACACUUUGGGAACACAACAUCCUCUCUGGCAGAGCUUAUUAGUGUGUGUUAUUUUGUCCUUGCCCUGUAUCUGUCCACACACAGCCAGUCACUUCUGUGGUACAUUUCUGCUGAGAUUCCUAAAUGUUAUGUAGCGAUGCAUGUCUUGCAUUGUUUGGAUAGUUAUAAAACACGGGGGGGGGGGUAAAGUGCAAUACAGUAGAAAUGUUCAUCAUCGUCAUCAUCAUCAUCAUCAUCUUAACACUAAGCCUUUCAGAGCUUCAGAUGCUUUCUCCUGCAGAUCAUGAUCAAUCCAAUGGACUGGGAUUUCCCAAACUGUUUUUAGUGGCAAAAACAUCUCAUCUGGUUCAUUACAAGAAAAAGAUGAAAGAUGGUCAAGGUAAAGACUCCCUUUUUAAAUAUAAUUUGUGUGUUAUGAGUAGCUUAGUCACUCUCUGUGCAAAGACUCUUUUUAAAGACAGACUCUAACCUGUAGUUGCCACCAACACAUCGCAUUGAUGCUCUGACACUGUAUGCGGAGCCAGUUUUGUGGACACUGUUCUAGUCACCCAAAUUGAUUUAAUUCAGUGUUAUACAUGAGUCUUGAGAUUGAGCCUCUCCAGGAGUUACUCAUAUCCACAAAUGUUACUUAAAACCAUUUAAGAUUCAUACAUUCUGAGUGUAUUCCCCCUUUAAAGGGAGACGAUGUAACUUUUGCUGAACGGCAAACACUGUAGUUUCUAUAGGCAGUUUUGGAAUAACGCUAAAUGCACAGCUAUAGUUAAUCAGGUUAGCAUUUAGCUAAAGGACAUCUGUUACAGUAGCACAUGUUGAGAAGAGUCACAAGUCAGCAAACCGACUGUCCCUUGUACAGAUAUAUUUAGCUAAAGCUUUCUAACGUUAGCCACCAUGAGCUCCCGAGUGUGUUGACUUGAGGAGCACUUUGUUUUAUUGCUUGUGAGCUCAGCUUUUCAUUUGUGAGAGGAAAACUGUUUUCUCUUCUCUUCAAAGUUACGUAGUCUCGUUUUUUUUUUUAAAGAUGCUUUUUGUGAAACCAAGUCAGUGAUUCUUUGACUGCUCGAGCUGAUAAAUCCGAUCCAUGGUCUGUUCAUAGUCAGUGUCAUAGAAAGGCCUCGUGGUAGUCAUUUUUACUCUUAACCUGUACAUGACGCACACAUGCACAAACACACCUCUGCUCAUUGUGUUCAGAGAGCAGAAGAAUUGUGCUAUAUUACUUAUUUAUUGUAAUAUAUUGUUUAUGUAUUUUUGAGGUGACAAAAGUUCAUGUGCCAUGUUCAGAGGUUCAGCAAAUGUGCAAGUGCGUUCUUUAGAAGAAAAAGAUAUUUGUGACUUGAAGCUGGAAUGUAAAAGUACUUGUUAUGUUUUGUGGCCACUUGAGGGCAGCAGAAGAGCAGCUCAGUGUGCCGACGCUCCUCUCUUUCCUCUGGUGUGAAAGCUGUCAUAGACAGGAAACCAACAGGAAGGUGUAUUUAGUGUUUUAUCGGCCGUUGUCAUGACUGUGUGAAGUUACGUUUUUUUAAAAAGCAAUGUUGUUUAAAACCUGUUUGCAUGUUAAAAUAAAAAAAAAACUAAAAGUACACAAUGCAAGAGAGGACACAUUGAAGGCUUUGUACUAUUGUUGAUGUGUAAAUAUAUGCCCAUGUUUGGUAUGUAGUUAUUAUUUAUCAGUUGUAAAUGAAAAAAAUAGCCAACCACAAAGCAAUAUGUCUCCCCUCGUGUCCCAGCAACCUUCUGACAGCUGAAGCCACACUUUUCUAAAGCAGCGUUUUACUAUGUCAACAUUUGACUGAAAUGAAUAAAUUAUAGGUUUUAUGUGACAUCUCCGGGUGAGCUUGUGGUCUUUUUUUUGGGGGCUAUUGUUCAUAUACUGUUUGCCGAGUGCAUUUAACAAAUGAUAUCACAGCAAACAGUUCAGACACUCUCAAGAAAAGAAAAGAAAGUCUCUCACCUCGGGUUGCAUUCAACAUGCAAACAUUCAUAAGGUCUCAUUAUAUGACUUGGUGCUGAGAAGACUCUUGAUCAAAUACUCCAAAUAUUCCAGAAUUGCGGCAUUAUAGAGCAACUACUGAAUUAUAAAUAGAUGUUUAGUGCUUUUACACUACAUGUCAACAUUUACGAAUUCACGCACUGAUGGCUGUACCUUUUAAGAGCAAUUGAGGGUUCAGUAUUUUGCCCAAAGAGACUUUGACAUGCGGACUGCAGGAGCCAGGGAUCAAACCACCGAUGAGUGGACGACCUGAACUAGUCACAACCGCCCCGGUAUGUAAAACUACACUGCAAACAAUGUUUUCUUGACUGCCGUGCAUUCGGGUGAGAGGUAAGUGAACAACUGGCUCAAUUUACCAGAACCACUAUUAAAACUGCCCAGCAAUUCAGGCUAAUCUUUAUCUAAAUGGUGCACGUGGUUUUAUAAGAUGGCAAAUCACCAACAUGAAUAAAACACAUUUUUAGACCUGGUUAAAUGCAUAGGCUACAAUUGGGACAUACUACUUUGUUAUAAUGUUGCGCCUUGAUCAAGUGUCACCCUCUUGUUCAUGAGGAUUGUGGGUCAGAGUAGCCAGAACAGCAUGCUGCGACUGGAUGCAUGUAGUAGGACAUCCUGGUGUUUUUGUCAUACUGCGUUUGACACACUAUUUAUUGGGACAUUCAUGCACAAUCUUUUUCAUGCAUAUUUAAUAGUAUGGUAGUAUGGGUAAGGGAACGUACAGCUGAUCUCCUUCAUGUUGUCGGAGUUUGUUUUCAUUCGAUCAAAACCGUGUGUGUGUGUGUGUGUGUGUGUGUGUGUGUGUGUACAGAAGUCAAUAUUUUUUAUUCUAAUGAAUGUUGGACACAAACACAGGUUAUUUCAAUGGUGGGUUCAAAGCAUGGUUAAUUUUCCUAAACGUUUUGAAUAAUGUAAUUAUGUGAAAAAAUGUAUAGAUUUAGAAAUAAAUACUUUUAACUGUUAACGAGGAUACUACUCAUGAAUAAAAGGGAUUCUUUUUGAUGAUAAUGGUGUUAUGAAGGAUUAGUGUUUUUUUUUGUGGACAAAAAAAACCCUGUAAAUAACUGCAGAGUGGAUUUACACAACACACAAGAACCAAAUAACCCUGGAGAACAUGAACACUGUGUGAACACCAAAUAUUAAGAUCUGACACUCAACAAACAUUUAUACACUUUUUAAAUAUUGUAUCACGAGGCUCUGUGGGGUAAAGUACAAUAAAGUAGGAAUGUGUGUCCCACAAGUAUUCAUCCUCAUUUCAACUCUAAGCUAAGAUCAUGAUUCAUUACAAUACAAUAUUAGUAUUAUUAGUAUUUAUUUCAAAGACUCUCAACACUUUUCACCAACACAAAGAAACAUUCUUCUAAAACUCUUUGGCAGAUCAGGAAAAAGGUUUGAUUAAAAACCUUAAUUUAGUCUAAAACACACAGCUUUUUACCUCAAAGGGUCUUUAUAGGGGAGAAAAUACAUUUAAAAAAUGACAGUUUAGAAGUUAUUUACUUCUCCUUCAGGAUCUUGUUCCCUUCCAGCGGUGCAGAUCAACUCAGCUUCUGUGACGGACAGAGACUCUGACUCCAACAUGCUGUUGUUCCUCUUCUUGUUUGGUCUGGCUCUGGGUGCUGUGUCUCCUUCAGAUGAACCUCAUGUGGAGCUACAGCGUGCCAGCUGUCCCAUGUUAUGGUACAGCUUCAACGGUCGCUGCUACAAGUACGUCGCCACAGGCAUGACCUGGGCUGACGCAGAGCUCCACUGUGUGUCAGAGGGAGCCAACCUGGUGUCUAUCCACAGUCGGGCCGAAGAGGAUUUUGUCAGAUCUCUGGUCAAGAACUUUGAUCGUCAUGAGAAAUACACUUGGAUCGGACUCAGCGACAUUCACAAAGAAGGCAGAUGGAUGUGGUCCGAUGGGUCUGCAGUCAACUAUGUCUUUUGGAAUAGUGGCGAGCCAAACAACGACAGAGGAAAAGAACACUGUACUCACACCAACUUCAAUACGCAGUGGAAUGAUGUCAGAUGUUCUGAGAUUUAUCCCUGUUUGUGUAUCUCCCGCAACCUGUCCUUAGCAGCUGAGAUAGAUAUACCUGUCUGAUUGAACCUGGUCACUGC